CUCCAUGCGUUUCUUGCAUGGAGAUUGGGAACCUUGAAAUCCCUUGCAUUUAAAUUCUAUUUCUUUGUAUCUGGGUUGCUGGUGCAUGGACUUCCACGGGCCAGACUUUUUGCAUCUUAACUUCCGCCAACAAAACACUUUGAUUUUCCUUGGUAAUGAUGAGGCGUGACAGACCACAAGAGCGGGCAGCCAGCUGGCCAGCAGAGCACAUCAAGGUGCUCCUUGCCCUGUGGACCGAAGCGGCAGUCACUCACGAUCUUAGUUCUCAUGGAAGGAACCGUGCAGUAUACGAUGGCAUUUCCCAGCGCCUCGCAGAAAUGGGCAUUUACCGAACCGGGGACCAGUGCCGGGAGAAAAUGAAAGGUUUGAAAGUGGCUUACCGGAAAGCAAAAGAAAAUAACUCAGUUGGGCGACCACCCAUCAAGUGUCCAUUUUAUGAUGAGAUCGACCAGAUAAUGACACAGUAUAUAAACUGCAGACCAGGCUUUCCCUCAGAAGCUGGUGAGGGGUCCAGUAUCUCUGCAGACAGACAGGAAGGCAUUUCUAUAUCUGAGCCCUGGGGGACCCAGUCUAGCAUCAGUGAGCGCUGGGGGUCUCAGGUCUCUGGGCACUGGUUGUCACAAACUGCUGCCUCAGAAAGCCAAGGGACUGAUGAAUUCAGCUAUGCCCAGGCAGAGUCUCAGGAUGCCUUCGGUGAGAUCCAAGUCAUCCCAGUUCAAGUGAAAGAAGAGGAAUCGGAAGAUGAAAUAUCACCUGAGCUUGAUGUGGCCUCUCCUAUAGUGAUGGAGACCCAGCCUGCACCAAGACAUCUCAUAUCCAUGCUUGACCAACGUCCCCACCUCCGAACCCGGAAGCAAAAAGCUCAGGGAGAUGGGCAGUCAAGCUUCCCAAGGGGCUCUGGCCAGAAAUAUGGGCGUUCGCAUCAGCUGGAAGUGCAGAGAAUGCAGAGACAGGUUGCUAACCAAGCGGAGGAGAAGCAGAGCUUAGCAGAGUUCAUCCAGCAUGACAGGGAGAUGCGCCGGGAAGAUAGGGAGUUCCAGGCCCAGCUCUUUGAGAAGCUUUUUCAGAAGCAAACCGAGCUUGUCCAAGCACUGACUCAGCGACCUCCUGCCAGUCCUAUCUCCGCCGCUUGUACCAACGCUUUGCACACCUUGCAGGUGUCUACAAAGAAUGGAGCAGGAACAGCUGCAGGCCCUGGCUCACAGCUACAGGCUUUGCUAGAACAGAUAAUGCAAGCUGAUGUAGCAGGAAAGGGCUUAACCAGACUUCCUGUGAAGGAGGCACUUGGCGGAGCAGUGAAAGUGCCCCCUGAAGUGCAGUAUUGGACUGCUGAAGAGAUACUGAGAUGGCUACUAUCUCAGCAGUCACCUGGAGACCAAUGCCAAGAGGUGCUGACGGGCCUGAGGCCUCCUCCUGUUGCAGGGCACAUGGGGACAACAGGAAAGGGUGAUAACCCAGAGGUACACCUCUCUGUUUUGAAUCCACUGUGUGAUUCCUACCAGAGUUCUGGACAGCAAGAUAAAGGCCAACUUCAUAGCAAGAACCAACAACUCUGCGGCAGCAAUUGUGCUAAAGCGCUGGAAACAGACAUAGACUUAGAGACACAGCGUCAGUCUUUCAGGCAGUUCCGCUACCAGGAAGCCCAGGGACCCCAAGAGGUUUACAGGUGCCUGUGGGGACUUUCCUAUCAAUGGCUGAGGCCAGAUGUCCGCAGCAAAGAGCAGAUCAUGGAGCUGCUGGUUGUUGAGCAGUUUUUGAAUAUUUUGCCUGACGAAAUCCAGACUUUGGUACGUGAAUGUCAGCCAGAAAAUGGCAAGGAGGCUGUGGCCCUGGCAGAGAGGUUUCAGCUUCACUUUGAGUCCAAGAGGCAAAAGGACCAGGCACGGGUGAUAUCCGAUGACAUGGUAGCAGAUUCCCCCCAAGAACAAUUGGAUGAGGAUCGGAGACCAUCUUGCAUCAAAGACAGUCAAGAGAACCCUAGGAAAGUUGGUACAGAAGCACACCUUCGGCUGAGGAAGAGAGCAAAGUCAGGUCCAAGGGAACGGACUGUGGCCACAGAAGAUGGAGAACAUGGAGAGGCAGCAACAAAGCAAAGGAAGCCAAAUGAUAACUCAGAGGACACAUCUGAGGCUGGGGAGAAAGCUAAGCAAAUGCCAACCCCUGCACCAGGAAAGCAAGCCGGGAAAGCGAAAGGGCGGGGAAGAUCUGUUUCCGGGUGCAAUGUUGCUGUGGCUGUAGAGAGUCUGGUUGAGGGGGAAGCUAAGAUGGAGGGCAGUGGUAGGGUUUCAGAGGCUCUGAACGGGGUGCUCUCUUCUAAUUCAUCAUGCGAGCAGAAAGCAACAGCUGGCCUUGGGCCAUCUCAACUGGUCUUUGACAAGGAUGGCAGUGCGUCCUGCCCCCAAGGAGGGAAUGAUGGUCACAUAUCUCCUGAGGCAGAUAGACCUUCACUCAGUGACAGCAUUGAGAUGUUGCUGCACUCUCCCUGGAGUGGAAAUGGCAGUGGUGACACUACCCACGAUGGGCCACCAGGCUCCAGAAUGCUACCUCCAUGUGCCAGUUGCACCGUAUUGAAGGCUGAGCUGGACACUGUGCGUGAGGAGCUCCGACUAACCCAAGCUUCCACACUAUAUGGGUUGAGUGGUACCUCUUUACGAGACUUAUCAGAGGCUCUUGGCACUAUUGUGCACAUCCUCAGCAACAGGAAGUCGCUGUCAGCAACAAACACAUCCCAGAAUGUUGCCGAAAUUCCCAGCAGGCCAGUAUGGCGAGAGAGAAAUCAUUUCUGAAACAUAAGCUGAGCAUCAAGAAAUUGAGCAUCAAGAAAUUCAGCAGCAAUAUUGACGUUAGGAUGAGGACCUGAAUUAAAAGGAAAAAGCUCCUUCAGCUCUUGGUUGUCUGAGACAACCAAUCUUGCUACCUUCAUUCUCUUUUGUCCCUGACCCCCACCCUUAGCAUAUCAUGUAAGUUGCUCAGACUGCAGCAGGCUCUAGAGCUGAAGCUCUUUGCCUGCUGUGGUGCAAAUGUUGACUGUCAUUACUGUCCUUCUAAUGUUACUCUAGGAUUUGUUUGUUUUUAUACUGUAGUACCUGUUUCUUUCCUGCUUAGCUCUAAAUAAAGCAACUGGGAACGUUUU
Lacerta agilis (Sand lizard) is the source of this 3133-nucleotide messenger RNA. RefSeq lists its product as uncharacterized. The record is from RefSeq and is a predicted model, not a curated record. NCBI's taxonomy places the organism in Eukaryota, Metazoa, Chordata, Lepidosauria, Squamata, Lacertidae. Bases 156 to 2786 code for a protein of 876 amino acids. The transcript has 6 exons.